This is a messenger RNA of Sinocyclocheilus anshuiensis, 4843 nucleotides long. RefSeq names its product rho GTPase-activating protein 35-like. Gene Ontology annotation, molecular function: GTP binding; GTPase activity; GTPase activator activity. The record is from RefSeq and is a predicted model, not a curated record. The coding region runs from base 749 to 4843 and encodes 1364 amino acids. Gene Ontology annotation, cellular component: cytosol. The transcript has 4 exons. Lineage: Eukaryota; Metazoa; Chordata; Actinopteri; Cypriniformes; Cyprinidae. Gene Ontology annotation, biological process: regulation of axonogenesis; regulation of cell size; Rho protein signal transduction.
UGCUCGUGAUUUGGCUACGAAAAACUGGAUGUUGUGUCUCACUGUAAAGGCAUCGCUGCAUGCCGUCUGCACAUGGUGAAAUCAGCAUUUUAUGGCCACAACAAAGGGCAUUAUAAUUGAUCAAAACCAACGUGCUUAGGCCGCAGGAAGAAAUCAAAACAAGCCUUUUUCUGCACGGAAACGACUGGCCUCCAAGAAAGGACAUUUCUUUGUUUGGAUAUGUUUAGCCGUCGGUGGAUUUUCCCAGCCGUUUCUAUGCGAACGCGAGAUCAGUAGCCUAAGUUGCGCCUGACAAAAAUAUCCCUUGGAAACUGCAAGUCUGUCAAGCCACAAUCAAACAGUCCUCACGGAAUUUAAUGUACUCGGCUUUUUACGUAGUCUUUUGUUUUCCUUUCUUUCUGGUCUCCCACAACACUGACCAAGCCGGGUUGUAAGCCCUCUCGCGCUGGCCUGGAAGAGGGCUUGAGAAGCGAAAGGGAGGACGGAGAAAGGCACUGGUACGCUAGCCCCAAUUCCUGCUUCUGCCUUCGCAUCUUCAUGUCUCCUCUAUUAACUCUUAUUAGUACCCUCUAAUAUGGGCAAAACAUACAAGCAGUUUUCUUGACCUGAAAGGAUGAUUGAAACAUCAGAACUAAAAUCUCAAUUGUAAAUCAAAUACAGGCCCCUGACAUCAAUAUUUUAUGGACACGUUUUAAAGAGUCUGCCUCUGUCAACCUUUGGGGCAUGGCAAGAUGAAUGCCUGUGUGCAAUGAUGAUGGCUAAAAAGCAAGAAUCCCGAAUGCCUAUCUACAACCUCGUUGUUGUUGGCCUGUCGGGGACUGAGAAGGAGAAAGGGCAAUGUGGAGUUGGUAAAUCAUGCCUUAGUAACCGCUUUGUCCGUCCUAGUGCGGACGACUUCCAUCUUGAUCACACUUCUGUGCUAAGUACCAGUGACUUUGGUGGCCGGGUUGUCAACAAUGACCAUUUCCUGUUCUGGGGAGAGGUGGGGAGAGUUUUGGAAGAUGGUGCAGACUGCAGGAUGCAUGUGGUUGAGCAGACCGAAUUCAUUGAUGACCAGACGUUCCAGCCCCAUCGCAGCACAGCCUUACAACCCUACAUCAAAAGAGCUGCCUCCACCAAACUGGCUUCUGCUGAAAAACUCAUGUACUUCUGCACUGAUCAGUUGGGACUCGAGCAAGACUUCGAACAGAAGCAAAUGCCCGAAGGCAAAUUGCAGGUGGAUGGCUUUCUCCUUUGUGUUGAUGUCAGUCGUGGUAUGAACCGCAACUUUGAUGAUCAAAUGAAAUUUGUCACCAACUUGUACAAUCACUUAAGCAAGACAAAAAAGCCUAUUGUGCUAGUUCUCACUAAGUGUGAUGAGGGUGUGGAGCGAUACAUCAAGGACUCUCAUACCUUUGCCAUUACAAAAAAGAACCUGCAGGUUGUUGAGACGUCGGCACGGUCCAGUGUCAAUGUUGACUUGGCUUUCCUUACCUUGAUACAGCUCAUUGAUAAGGGAAAAGGUAAGCCCAAGAUCAUACCUUACUUUGAGGCAUUGAAACACCAGAGUCAACUAAUUGCUUCUGCAAAAGACCGCUAUGAGUGGUUAGUAAACCACAUUGUGAAGAAUCACAAUGAAACAUGGCCCAAUAUUAGCCGACGAAUGCAGACUUCACCUGAAUACAAGGAGUAUGUAUUUUUAGAAGGUACGGGUAAGGCUAAGAAGCUGUUUCAACAGCAUAUUCACCGGCUAAAACAGGAACACAUUGAAAGGCGUCGUAAAGCAUACUUGAGUGCUCUUCCACUCGCCUUGAGUAGCUUAGCUUCUGAGUUGGAUGAAAUUGAGCAUUUGAGCUGGUCUGGGGUCCAGAAGGUCCUUGAAUCUAAAAAAGACUUUGAUCAUUGGUUUGUGGUACUGGACGAUGCACCAUGGGAGGACACGCCGCAUCUUGACAAUAUGGAGGAUGAGCGUAUCCCCUUUGAUGUUCUAGACACCACGGCUGCUGAAAUAAUCUUUGAUGCACACCUUGAACACUUGCGCAAUGAAUGCAAGCGUGCCCAGAUGCGUCAUGAGUUCAAAGCAAAAUUAGCAUCUUCACCUUUCAUUACCCCUGGCAAACCUUGGGAGGAGGCCCGAAGCUUCAUCAUGAAUGAAGACUUCUACCAGUGGCUUGAGGAGCCAGAAUAUUUGGACAUUUAUAACCGGCAUCAGAAAGCAAUCAUAGACAGGGCAAAAGAGGAUUUUCAGGAGCUUCUGCUGGAGUACUCUGAGCUCUUCUAUGAGCUUGAGGUAGAUGCCAAACCUAGUAAAGAAAAGAUGGGAGCAAUUCAAGAAGUGUUAGGUGAAGAACAACGCUUCAAGGCCCUUCAGAAAUUACAAGCUGAAAGGGAUGCUUUAGUGCUGAAACACAUCCAUUUUGUGUAUCACCCUACGAAGGAAACAUGUCCGAACUGCCCACACUGUGUUGACAACAAAAUUGAGCAAAUACUAGCUUCGUGCUUUCCUGCACAAUACCCUUCUUUUGGAAAGUCCAAUAUUUUUGAUGGAAAGGUAGAUAGGAUCAAUCUUGUUAUACUGGGCAAAGAUAGUCUUGCUAGAGAAUUAGUCAAUGAGAUUCGGGCAUUGUGUACCAAUGAUGAUCAUUAUAUGCUUGAAGGUAGAAUGUAUGAGCUUGUCCUUCGGCCCAUUGAGGGUAAUGUUAGACUUCCUGUUAAUUCAUUUAAUACAUCCACAUUUACUCCCCACGGAUGCCUGUGUCUGUACAAUUCAAAAGAGUCCUUGUCAUAUGUUGUAGAAAGUAUUGAGAAGUUGCGAGAGUCCACGCUUGGCAGAAGGGACAACCAUAUGGCUCCGCUUCCCCUGUCACUCUUAUUAGUAACCAAAAGAGGUGUUGGAGGACUGGGUGACAUUGGUGGUGAGACUGCUCAAGCAUUAAUCUCACAAGGUCAGCAGGUAGCCAUAAAACUACAGUGUAACUACCUGGAACCUGCCUCCCCUGGCACUGGCUAUGGGCGAAAUGUGAAUGAAAAGCAGAUCAAUCAGGUCUUGAAGGUUCUACUUGAAACAAGGAGGACUUCUACAUUUCGUAGCUGUUCUCCACCUGCACCUCCACUGCCUCCAUGUAUUCGAGAGUUACAGCAGGAUCAGAGUCCAGAGGCUGAAUUGCGUAUUGUCAUGUGCCUAAUGUGUGGAGACUCCUAUGACAUUGAUCAAAUUCUUGCACCAUUCCUGCUUCCACAGCAUUGCAAGCCGACCUCUCCUCAGACAAGUGGCACUUCAGUGCUGCUAGAACAAACAAUUAGUGGUCAUAAGCAUACAAUUGAACUGUCUCUAAUGUCAUACCACGCUUCUUUUGCCACUCGUAAGAGUCGGCUGGUGCAUGGCUACAUCGCUGUAUACUCUGCUAGCCGCAAGGCUUCUUUUGAAACCCUGUGUGCCUUUUUGUGUGAGGUUCAGGACAUUGUCCCAGUUCAGCUGCUUGCAGUGGAGGAAACCCAGACUGAGCUUCUGGAUUCUGAGACUGCUCAUGGGUUGUUAGUCCAAGGUGAAGAACUGGCCCGUGAACUUGAGGGACGGUUUUGCAGUAUUGUCUGUGGCCCUGGAGGAGUUGUUGGAGGACUACAAAAACUAGACCUGUUGGAACAAUUUUUCACAGAGGUAUUAGAAAAGAGAACUAUUGUUGAGGCCAGCCAUAUGUAUGAAAACGUUGCAGAAGCCAGUAGCACAAAUGAGAAUGUGUAUUCACCACACUGUGGCUCCCCAAGCCCUGUCACAAUGCUGUUAGAUUCUGAGGAAGACAUGGAAGCUUCCCCGCCUUACCAUGAUGGAACACUCACCUCUCAUGGUGGAUUCAAACUGCCUGACCUGGACUCAGGUGACACAUUCUCUGUGAUCUCUGACCUUAGCACCUUUGAGAACAAGCUAAAUAAUAAAGUUCCUCCUCAAGUAAGACCCAAACCAAGUGUCACAUUUGACCUUAGAAAAUCAAAUUUUAAUCCGUACGUGGAUGCAGUCAGCCAUCGGCGUUCCCUUACAUCCAAUGUGACGUGGCCUCUAGGAGGAGAUUAUGAUCCUUCUGACUAUGCUGAGCCAAUGGAUGCUGUCUCUAAACCACGCCCCAGCUAUGAGGAUAGCAUAUAUUCUGUGCCACAUGACAGCACACAGGGCAAAAUUAUUACCAUCCGCAAUUCCAAUCGGAUCCACUCUAAUGGAGGAGGCAAUGGUUCAGACAGUGAAGGGGAUGGCAGCUCAUUGGAGAGACGUCGCAAGUUCUCUGCAGCAAGGGUGAAGCCACGGCUGUACCGUGAUCGUUCCAAACGUCUGGGGAAGUUCAGCAGUUUCCGCACUAGUUUUUCCAUUGGUAGUGAUGAUGAGAUUGGCACACUCUCAAGGUCAAAAGAUGAUGAUGUUUCAGGGCUGAAGGCCAAUGAAGAAGGAGAAGAUCCCAAAAAGAGGAACAUACUGAAAAGUCUUCGCCGACCAGGCAAAAAAACAAGACCAAAGCCUCGUCAUUCUAUCUCUAAGCCUUUGGAGAGUAACUACUUUGGGGUGCCUCUGGUGAAUGUGGUUUCCCUUGAACGACUUAUUCCAGUUUUCAUUGACAAGUGUAUUCGUUACAUUGAAGCCACAGGUUUGACAACAGAGGGUAUCUACAGGGUAAGUGGGAAUAAAGCGGAGAUAGAGAGCAUGCAGAGGCAGUUUGAACAGGGUAAGUUCAGAAGGAAUGCAAUAAAAUUGUUGUGGGUACAGUAUGAUGGUGGUUGCCUUAUGGUGUUAAGGCAUGUAUUGUUACAUAUAAUAUGUAUAAGUGCAUGUCGACAGUUAGGGGUGGGUGAUGUACCGGUAGACACGAUUAACCGGUAG